AUGUUAAAAAAGAUCGAUACAUUAUCUUCAUCUUCACAAUCAACAUCAUUUGAAUCAAAUUGUAUUAUUCCAAUAUUAAUAAAGAAAAAAUUUAUUUCAGAAAUUUAUUCUAAUAACAAAUUAGAAGACGAACUUAUAUUAAUCGAACCAAAAACAUAUGUUGAUUUAUCCUAUUGGAAUUUAACUGAUUAUGAUAUGUUAAUUAUUAUUAAACAAUUUUUUAGAAAUAAACAAUGUAUAGAACUUCGAUUAUGUGGAAAUAAAAUAACAUCAAAAGGCACAUCAAUUUUAGCUUCAAGUUUAAUAAAUAAUUCAAUAUUAAAAAGUCUUGAUCUUUCUUAUAAUCAUAUAUCAGAUAAAGGUGUUUAUUCUUUAAGUAAAGUUCUUUUACCAAAUCAAUGUUCAUCUCUUAAAAUACUUUUUCUUAAUAAAAAUGGUAUUUCAAAUGAUGGUAUAUAUUAUUUAUGUGAAAUGCUUCGAACAAAUCAAACAUUAACUGAAUUAUGGUUAUCAGAUAAUGAAAUUGGAAAUGAAGGUGUAAUACAAUUAACAAAUAUAUUAAUUAAUUAUAAUAGAAAAUUGAAAGUUUUAACACUUUCAUAUAAUAUAUUUAUAACUGAUUCGAGUAUUGAUUAUCUUCUUCAAAUGUUGGAAUAUAAUAAGACACUAGAAAAAUUUUCAAUAAACAAUUGUAAUUUAUCUGAAACCAGUAAAAUGAAACUUCAAGAAAAAGCGGAUACAAAGAAAAUAUUUGAAAUUGUAGUGUAA
This is a messenger RNA of Rotaria sordida, 768 nucleotides long. NCBI's taxonomy places the organism in Eukaryota, Metazoa, Rotifera, Eurotatoria, Philodinida, Philodinidae. The record is from the annotation of a GenBank genome assembly.